GCGUUCCCUCGCGCACGCGCGCGGAGUGGGGGCGCGCCGGGCGCGGUGACGCUGCUGCGGCGGCGCGUGAGGCGCGCGAUUCCCCGCGUCUUGGGAGCAGUGCCCCGGCCCCCGCCACUCCUGCCGCCACCAUGUCGGGCCGGUCGGUCAGAGCCGAGACCCGCAGCCGGGCCAAGGACGACAUCAAGAAGGUGAUGGCGGCCAUCGAGAAAGUGCGGAAAUGGGAGAAAAAAUGGGUGACUGUGGGUGACACGUCCCUUAGGAUAUUUAAGUGGGUUCCUGUAACAGACAGCAAGGAGAAAGAAAAGUCAAAAUCGAACAGUUCGGCAGCCCGGGAACCUAAUGGUUUUCCUUCUGAUGCCUCAGCCAAUUCCUCUCUCCUUCUUGAAUUCCAGGAUGACAACAGCAACCAGAGCUCUGUGUCCGAUGUCUACCAGCUCAAGGUGGACAGCAGCACCAACUCCAGCCCCAGCCCCCAGCAGAGCGAGUCCCUGAGCCCUGCACACACCUCCGACUUCCGCACGGACGACUCCCAGCCCCCGACGCUGGGCCAGGAGAUCCUGGAGGGGGCACUGCCCUGCCUUUUCAGAGCCCUCCCUGCCGGCUUCAGAAGUUGCAGACGAGCCUCCCACCCUCACGAAGGAAGAGCCAGUUCCUGUGGAGGCGAAGGCCGCUGAGGAAGAGGAAGACUCGGGCGCCCCGCCCCUGAAACGCUUCUGCGUGGACCAGCCUGCAGUGCCGCAGACAGUGUCUGAGAGCUAGCACUCCCUGCCCACCCGCCCGCCUGCCAGCCUCCUUCUGGUCCGCGCCAUGCUGCGUCGCCCGGGUGUGGGCAAGCCGGGCACCUGAGGCCCAGCAUCGCAGCCUCCAGGCUGAGGGUUGACCCCGGCCUUGGGGUCACAGCUGCACUUUCCUACCCCGGCACCUCUGUCUGCUUACUCCUGUGAGGAGCUCUCGUGUCCUGCACCCCGAGUAGGCUGGCGCCUCAGCCACCCCAGGGCUCACCCGCCACCUCCAGGCCUCAGUCUUCGUCCUGGGGGCCCUGGGCUGAGCUGCUGGCGCUUCAGUGAGGAUGAAGAGCCAGCCUUGGAAGGCCUCUCCAGAGAGAAGGCCUGAGGUUACUUGAACGUGAAUGGAGUCAGAGUCAUGGACUUUCCCGUGGGGUGAGGGCGCCAUGGGAGGAGUGGGUGGAAACUUCCUUCAGAGGAAGGGAAGGGAAGGGAAGAGUCCCCUCCUGCGAGGUCCCUGUGGGUGUGUUGCUGUCUUGGCAAUUCUGCCCGCUCCAGAGGUUUCUCCCACCCCCGAUGGGCCGGCCCUCCUCUAGCUGCUGACAGUCCUCUGCCCCCCACCUGAGCCAGCCCCCACCCCACCCCUCAGCACACAUGCAGCGUUCCUGUCAUCACCCACACAUUUCAUCCCAGCGUCGUCCAUCGCCUGCUCCCAGCCACAGAUCCCAGAACUCCUGCUGCCAAUGCUGCCCCAGCAAGAAUCUCAAGCAAACAGUCCCCAUCCCCCUCAAGACUCCCUCAGUGCAGACUUUCUAGAGAAAGUUCCCGUUUUCUUUGAAAUCCGCAUGUCUAACUGAACUUUGUGAUUUUAUUUUUUUGUUCCAAAAAAAAUGUUUAAGAAAAUGGAAAUGGACAACAGCGAGUGAAGACAUAUUUUAGCAUCGAAUAGAAUAUUUUUAAAAUUAAACUAUUUGAAAUAUUU
Erinaceus europaeus (western European hedgehog) is the source of this 1710-nucleotide messenger RNA. RefSeq names its product BAF chromatin remodeling complex subunit BCL7B (gene BCL7B). Bases 132 to 677 code for a protein of 181 amino acids. The transcript has 6 exons. NCBI's taxonomy places the organism in Eukaryota, Metazoa, Chordata, Mammalia, Eulipotyphla, Erinaceidae. The record is from RefSeq and is a predicted model, not a curated record.